AUGUCGAUUGCGAAACCGAUGUCAUGUGGAGAGAAAGAGCAGAUGCGACCGAGAGGUAUAACGCAAAAAUGGGGUGGGAGCGAGACAGAGCCUGGGUCGAAGACGGCUUGGUUUAUGAUCGCCGUGAUCCAAACCGUCCUUGCUGCAGUGACGACGAUGACGAAAUGUGUGCCUGAUGCAGGUGAUGGCUUUGAUGGUAGCAAAAGCCUAGGCAACUGCAGGUUGGAUGCACGUGAAACGGCAAAAUGCGACCUGGACUUCGGACUUGGCGAGCCUCAAGCCUUGGACCGCGGCCCUCAAAGCCAGUAG
Messenger RNA from Protopolystoma xenopodis, 309 nucleotides. Lineage: Eukaryota; Metazoa; Platyhelminthes; Monogenea; Polystomatidea; Polystomatidae. The record is from the annotation of a GenBank genome assembly.